Exophiala dermatitidis NIH/UT8656 is the source of this 2496-nucleotide messenger RNA. RefSeq lists its product as uncharacterized. The record is from RefSeq and is a predicted model, not a curated record. The coding region runs from base 176 to 1891 and encodes 571 amino acids. NCBI's taxonomy places the organism in Eukaryota, Fungi, Ascomycota, Eurotiomycetes, Chaetothyriales, Herpotrichiellaceae. The transcript has a single exon.
UGCUGGUGUCGGUGGCGCUGGGCCAUGAGACGUCUCCCAUCCACACCUCGACAUCCCAGUACAGCAUUGCUCUCUACUAGUCCAGAGGUACACCGUAGCGGUGGUCAAUUGUCCUUAAUGCAUAGGUAGGGUGCCGACUGACCAAGCCGUCUCCUUCCCCGCGCUGGUCGUGUUGAUGAAGAGACGCACCGUCGACAACCCUUUCAUCAAGACCGAGAAUCAGUCGUGGGAACUAUCAUCACCCGCCUCGCUAAACCGCUCCAUUUCUCCGCCGCUGACCAACCGGCGCCAUCGAGAGGACCGUGACAGAUGUGAAAGGCAAGGGUCGAGUUCCAAUUCCAGUCGGACCUUCACGCCUCCCAACACCACAGGAAAGUCAGACACUGCCGCGGUCGAGGCUGGCGAAAUCGAGAUUGAAGACCAUGUCUCGUUCUUCUCUUCCAAGCUUCUUGCAGCGAGACGUCCCGAACUCCAAGGUCAACCGCGGCUAUCUCACGAGCAAUGGCUGGACCUCUAUCAGCGGAACCUGACUGACCGAGGACACCACUUUGUGAUCCACCAACACGACCACCCCAUCGCAGGAACUCACUAUGAUCUCAGGCUACAAUGCAACGCGACCAGCUCGGUCAGUUUCGCCAUCAUGUACGGUCUGCCCGGAGACCCAAACAGUAAAAGGCUAAAUAGAGGCGCCACGGAGACUCGAGUUCACAAUCUAUGGAAUCACUUGAUCGAGACGGCUUCCCACGAGACGGGCACGAUGCUUCUCUGGGACACCGGCGAGUAUACCGUGAUACCAUAUGAAUCCUCUGGGUCGAGGGGCAACCGCAGCAAAACCACCACCACAGGGUCAUCCACCGACUCUGACUCGGAGGGCGACGGGGCAGCUAACGGUGGCUCAAACACCGAGUCCGAACCCGUGAAACUGCACCGCGCGUUCCAAAACCGCAAAAUCAAGCUGCGUCUGAGUGGAAUCCGCCUGCCAAAGAACUACACUAUCAGUCUCCGGUUGAAUCCAGAAGACGACCGAGUUGGUCAACCACUGCCACCAGCCUUCAAGCGACGACGGACCAAUCCUAACUUGACGGCAAAUAUCCCAGCGCCACCUCGACGCCGGCGGACUCUGACACGAGCUCAAGUGGAGACAUCGUCUGAUUCCAGCCGACCAGCGUCUCCAGAUCGGCCAGACCUCGAUUCUGCAGACGAGGUCGGGGUUCGGCAGCACCAGCAACCCAAGACGAUGACACGUCUACCACGCACCAACAGCACAGUCCUGUCACUGCACCGGCUGGCUUCACCUCCUCGACUGAGUCGGGCCAAGUCGAGUACUAUUGGAAACAGUGAAGGAAAUGGCUUACAGAACGCGAGCAGUCCCUCAACACCCACUAAACCUGAAGCAAGUCCAAAUCCAGCUCCAAGUCCUGUUGGGUUCAAAUUGCCCAAGUCAGACAAUAAUACUGCCAAUAAUGCUGGCAAUGGCAAUGGCAAUACUACGCUGGAUGAAGACGCUCAAAUCCGCCUACACAACGCCUACCCCGGCGCCACCAACAGCAUCAACAGCAUCCACCAGCGUCGCUGGUUCCUGUCUCUCGACCGCGCGGCCAGCGGGUUCCGUCCGACCAACGAGAUGGCAUUCGGUCGACGGAUUUGGGAGCGAGCGCCUGCAUCAUCGAAUCAUCCAAGGGGGAGGCACUCAAGGGCCGUCGUAGAAACAGACACAGAGACAGACACAAAACCAGCUUGUGACAAUCUGGCCGGCUUUGAACCCUUUUACGUCCUGGGCCGCGACUUUGAGACGAGCGUUCUCACGGGUCGUAAGGCGGCGGACGUGGCUAGGGAUGAAGGGUUGAUUGGGUUUAGACCGCGGGGAGGGUGGAGGGCUGUCACGGAUUGAUCUGGUUUGAUUGGGGAUAUACGGUCACGGUCUGUAUGAACCUGGUUGGGUACUUGAAGUGGUACCAUACCAUGUUAUCGUUGCCUAUCAAAGACAGCCAGACAUUUACGCAUUUGCAUCUACCGAGGUACUGAAUGUGGUGUUGGAGCGUUCAGAAACUCACAGUACUGAGUGACGAAUGAACGAGUGGAAGAGAAUACUCAAAAGAGGAAAAAAAAACCGUCUUAAUGCGAAGGUGCCGUCUCCGAGAGCGAUUUUGAUUCUUGACUUGAAAAUCAUUAUAUCAUUUUGGUUUUUUUCUUUCCCCCCCCCCCUUUAAUUCCGCCCAUCCCAUUCUAUCCUUCAAAACCCAGCACUCGUCAAGAUUCUUCUGUACCCGUACAUUCUGCCUUUACCACCUGCUUCAAGUUUUUAGAUGGAACGAAAUUCGAACGCUGUCAAAGAAAGUAGAGACAACAUCCAACGCGGCGUCUAAGCCCUCGCUAAGGUCUGUAACCAGCCGAGCUGCCACAAAAGCACUGUAUACAUACACUGGCAUGUCGUAUCGUCAAAUCAAAAUACCUUAUCUCGCAUUCAAAAUCUCACUACAUGUACCUGGCCCUAUC